AGCCCUGACGAGAUGACAGAAACGCCCUAAAAAAUCCCACGACAACUGUCAGUGUCACUUAUCUCGUUUCGCCUGUUUUAUUUGCCACGAAAUGGUUUUGCUCGACAAUUCGAACUUCAUCCUGCGCCUGGAGAAGAUCGCCAAUGCGGCCAAGAAAGACUCUUCCUUUACGCUGACAUUCAAGCGCUAUGAUGGCCAUGAUAAACCUGUACCGAGAGCAGGUCGUCCUCCGUUACCCAAACCGGAAACCUACAUGUGCCUGAUACGAGCCCAGUCAAAAUCCCAGAAGAUUUCCACCGUCGUCCGACAGGAGGAUGUGCCCACCAUGAUGGGCAUGUACUCGCAGUUUAUGAAGAGCAAAAUGGAUGGCCUCAAACGCGUUAAGAAGGUCAAAAGCAAGGCCAAGGCGACAAAGGGUUAACUAGGGGAAGUAGCACUUAGAUAGAUUUUAUUUGACUGUUACCAGGUCUUUUGUUUUAAAUGCAUCAUUUUCUACUGUAAA
Drosophila rhopaloa is the source of this 502-nucleotide messenger RNA. It is a transcript of the gene Srp14, whose product is annotated as signal recognition particle 14 kDa protein. The record is from RefSeq and is a predicted model, not a curated record. The coding region runs from base 92 to 421 and encodes 109 amino acids. Gene Ontology annotation, molecular function: 7S RNA binding; endoplasmic reticulum signal sequence receptor activity. The transcript is spliced from 4 exons. Gene Ontology annotation, cellular component: signal recognition particle, endoplasmic reticulum targeting. Gene Ontology annotation, biological process: SRP-dependent cotranslational protein targeting to membrane. Lineage: Eukaryota; Metazoa; Arthropoda; Insecta; Diptera; Drosophilidae.